ACCACACGGCCAUCACCACUAAUGUCAAGGAAUGCAUACUACCACGUCUGUCGAAGCAAUGCACUGACCACAACCACAACCUCGCCGCCUACUCAAGAUUCAGAUCAAGAGAAGAGACAUGAGCGGCGUGGUGGUGGUUCCUUGGUUUUCUAGAGAGGAGUGGCUGGAGACAUACAGCGGUGCAUUCUGUAGUGAUGUGGGCCGCUGGAAAGAUGCCAGAGACACAAUGUUGGUGUGGCAGGCCAGGGUUGAGAAGUUGCCGGCAGGAGUUGACGUGACACUACCACUGCUCCAGGCCAAGAUAGUGGAUGCUGAUCCUACAGUUGAGAACAGUGUCAAGUCCAUCUUCUUGGCCUCGGCAUUGCAGAGGUUUGUUACUUCCAUUGUCAAGCUUCCCCAGACCAAGUACUACCGAGCACACUCCAUGCACAACCUGGCGCAGGAAAUUGGCCUUCCUAUGCAUUUGGUUGACCUGAGGAAUGAGCUAGUGCACGGACAUGGAGGCUGGACAGGUGGGGAGACGGUGCACAGGGCCUUGGACACUGCAUUCAAAUGGAUUAAGGGUUAUUAUUGGGAUGCAGAGUUUGAGAAGAGUCAGAUGAAGGAGUGUGAUGCAUCAGGAAUCUCUGAGGAGAACUGGGAAGGUUUUCUCUUUCUGUUGAGGAAGUAUACAAAGCUCACUAUAUCAUUUGCUAAGAAGAAAGUGCCAUUAUACAUCAAGGUUAAAAGAGCUCUGAUCCGGAGUCUGGGGUCAUUGUACUCGCUGGAUGCUGAGGAGUGCACCAAGGCAAUCGUUUCUCAUGUCCUGCUGCCCGACAGUCACUCUGACUUGGCCAGGCAUCACAGUGGUGUUGAUGUGUGUGAGUGUGGUUGCUUCAUUGAUGGCAGAAUGCUGGAGAGAGUGCAACCCCUGCUUGCAUUUUUCUGCAGCACCAGUGAAGGCCUUGGCUUACUCCUGUCGUGUCUUGUCAAAAGGGGCCAAGAACACUCCAAACUGGCAUCAGAAUGGAUAUGCAUUAUUGCUGGAGAAUUGCUGGCGUUACCUUGUUUCUCCAGCCAAGCAAAUCACUGUUCCAGUCACUCAUUAGUGCUUGAGGAGCCACCUGAAGAGGUGGACUGGAAGAGAGUAGUGGUGGACCUUCUUACUGCACACUCUGAUUGGUCCACUCACACUGCCUUCAGAAUUAUGGACAGUCCAAAAACAAGGAUAACAAAAAGCCAAAGGAAAAAUAUUGAAGAUCUUGUGUAUGUGUUUAGUGGAGGCUCACAAGCUUGUCAUGGUAAGGAGAGCAAAGCCAUCACACACACAGGGGAAGAUCUCUACACCAUUGACAGCAUUCUAGCAACAGCAAAGCAUCUUUCACUAGGAGACCGAAGGAAGCUGGAUAGGCUGAGGAUUGCUGUCACUGGUAUUGACUCUGAUUCAGUAAGUGGGGAUGUUCCACUGGGUAUCCUGACUCACCAGCGUGACAACUCACUUUUCUUCAAGGAAUUAAUUCUGCAUUACCCAGAUUCAGAUUCUGCUCCUCUGCCCUCCAAGAGACCCAAGCUUCAAAACUCUCUAGGUUGAGAUGACACACAUCAUAGCUUUGACUUUAAUUCUUGUUUUGUCAUACUAUUUUAUUUUAUCUUUACCUGUAUAUGGCUCAAAAUGCAAUGGAGAUAAUAUAUGGCCUUGUCUCGUCACCACAAUUAUCAGGCUUCAGUUUUGAGUAUAAGAAAAUAAGAAGAAUGUAAGAGCUGAGUUGAGCUACACAAGACAACUUCAGAGCACUCAAGAACAACUUACCAGCCUUUGUUGUCAUUUGUUAGUGUACUCAGCCUCCUCUUGGGUCCUUCUGACAUCUGUAAUAUGCAAGGUAAAUACACUUGUCGUUGCA
This is a messenger RNA of Portunus trituberculatus (swimming crab), 1880 nucleotides long. RefSeq lists its product as uncharacterized. NCBI's taxonomy places the organism in Eukaryota, Metazoa, Arthropoda, Malacostraca, Decapoda, Portunidae. Gene Ontology annotation, cellular component: preribosome, large subunit precursor; Las1 complex. Gene Ontology annotation, molecular function: endonuclease activity. The coding region runs from base 119 to 1570 and encodes 483 amino acids. The record is from RefSeq and is a predicted model, not a curated record. The transcript is spliced from 11 exons. Gene Ontology annotation, biological process: maturation of LSU-rRNA; maturation of 5.8S rRNA.